Camellia sinensis is the source of this 576-nucleotide messenger RNA. The record is from RefSeq and is a predicted model, not a curated record. NCBI's taxonomy places the organism in Eukaryota, Viridiplantae, Streptophyta, Magnoliopsida, Ericales, Theaceae.
AUGCUUGUAAAUGAUUCUGAUUUCUCUAAAUCUGAUAAUGAUUUGGAGAUGUUCAAAGCUGUUACUAUGGAUGAAGAACUACUAGAUAGUGAAAUGGGAUCAAGCUCACGUCGUGGUUCUGUUCGAGGUUAUAAAGUCAUUCAUCGUGACCAUAUUCAAGAUCAUGAAAAGCUUUUUCUCAAUUAUUUUGCUAAAUCGCUUAUAUAUCCUCCUGGGCUAUUUCGAAGGAGGUUUCAAAUGAAGCGUUCACUUUUUCUUCGAAUUCAAGCUACAGAAGAAGCGCACAAUCCGAUGCUUGCUUAUGGAGUAGCCGCUGAUUUUAUGGACGACUAUGUGAGAAUUGGAGAACGCACUGCAAUAGAAAGCUUAAAAUAUUUUGUUAAAGAAGUUGUUUAUAUUUUUUCUAAUGAGUACUUGAGGUCACCAAACAGCAAUGACAUCGCUAAACUGCUAACGGCAUUUUUUGAAUUACCUGGAUCUCAUAAUGAUAUCAAUGUGCUAGAAAUGUCUUUUGUAUGUACCGAACUUGCUCAAGGGCGUGCUCUUGCAGUCAAUUACACCAUCAAUGGUAAUUAA